AAGUUAAAUUGCGUUUAACAUUAAAUACAAUUGUUAAAAUGGCAAGCAAGGAUAUAACACAGUAUUUUGAAGGUCAUCACGAGGUGGAGGAGUGCGAGCCAGACGAUACAGGUGAGAGAGAAAACAACACCAACACCAGGUGGACAAGGUGUGCCAAGAACCCAGGUCACGUCGACUUUAUUCCCAUCAAAGACUUUUCUUUAAGUCACCUACCUGCUGCUUUCCAAGACGACGACUUGUACCGUCUGAUUAAAGGUAUCGCUGAUCUGACAGUCAGGAUUAGCGUUAAGUUUACCAGUUUGAGAAGACCACAGUUCUUAAACGAGACGUCCACACCUUACCCUUGCUACAACUUGAGAGGUUCAAACUUACUACGGAACGGGACGGGGAAAAUUUGGCGAAUCGAUAUUGAAACAACUGAUGGCGAUAAAACCUGCCCAUGUCCUGUAUGUGUUAAGUCUAGCGAACCCAGCAGAACCUGGGCCAGGGUCUAUGUAGCGACAGCAACACAUGUGUUGUAUGACGAAACAGAGGUCGAGAAAUGCGAGUGUGCUGUUGGGUACGAUGACGUCACAGGUCCGAAAGAAUCUCUGCGGGGGUGGUGCAUGGACGGCCCUAACGCAGAAAUUGAUCUGGCUUAUUUUUCUUGCGUGACCCACGACCUUGACCUAGCUCAGAACCUGUAAAAGAUCCGGUCAGAGAUCUACAGCCUGUGGGUCAGGAUGUGGCAGAGGUACCACAACCCGACGCUGUUGGGUCAGGAUUUUGACGUGGCCCGUCAGCUCAGUGAGAUCUGCCUGAAAGUCUGGAAGGACUGCGGUUUCUCUGCGACCUACGGGCUGGAUGAAGAGACCGAGCGACAGCUGUGUGACCAGGUGGGCGCCAGAUGUCUGCAGUACGAAACACCCGAUCAGACUUUCCACAAGGGAGAGAAUCUUCUGUUUGUGGUCUCCCACCCACACGGCUACUUCAAGCAUGUGUCGGUGGGCCGAUGGGUCCACAGACAGGAAGUUGGAUACAACAGUGGAACUAGGUACGCCUACACUACUGCUACGUGCCCGGGUAGCAGUGGUUCUAUUAUUUACAAGCUGGGGUGUAAUGUCUCGCAACAUCCUCACAGCGGUUCUAAUAAGGCGUUAAACUUCAGUGGGGUUGGGCUAGGCUAAUGGUCAGUUAUGUUGGGCUAUGCUUAGUUGGUUAGUCAGUUAGGUUGGGCAAAGCUAACUGGAUUGUUCAUUAGAGUUGGGUUUGGCUUAGUUAAUUGGUAAAUGGGGUCGGACUAGGUUAUAGUUUAAUAACUUCGCAAUAAAAUUGUGAUUUUGUUCCUAUAGUUGCAAUUAAAUUACUUGAAAGUAAAAAAAAACUGUUUCCGACUUGAAGUUUGAGUGUUCUCCAGGGGAGAUAAAUGAGGAAGCCAAAGUGAAAGACUAAGUGAAAAAAAAAAGCUUUUGCCAAAAAAACAACAACUAGGUAACUAGACAGUAUUCAAUAUACAAUGCUUAUUAGAUGUGUGUAUAAUAUGUGUAAGUAGGCAUUAUUUCACAUGCAAUAUUUCUUAGAUGUGUAUAUAAUAUGUAUAACUAGGCAUAUUUCAACAUACAAUAUUUCUUAGAUGUUUAUAUAAUAUGUGUAAUAAGGCAUUAUUCAACAAACAAUUUUUAUUAGAAGUAUACUAUUAUAUAAUAUGUGUAACUAGAUAUUACGCAUACCCCAUUAACUAAAUGUGUCUAUAUAGGUAAUUAAUACAACCUUAUAGGAAUACAAGGUUGUUUUAGAGGAUUCAAAAAAGCCCGAAUAUCAUCACAGUUAAAAAUAACAAAUGGUUAUUAACCUUACACUAAAAUGUAUUCAACGGCAACACAAACGCCGCUUUAAAUAUUUAUAUGUUUAGGCAUUGCAUUAUUGUUUAGGGCAUAUAAUUAAGUGUAUUUUAUUUAAAAAACAAUGCAUACUUUAAAAACAUGUUGGUUGAAUUAUUAAUAAUUUUGAUGAGCAGUUUAUCUAUAUUUAUACCCUUAUUAAUUAAUGUUUUUGA
Physella acuta is the source of this 2035-nucleotide messenger RNA. RefSeq lists its product as uncharacterized. The record is from RefSeq and is a predicted model, not a curated record. Lineage: Eukaryota; Metazoa; Mollusca; Gastropoda; Physidae.